AUGUGCGGCAUCUUUGGUUACUGCAGCUUCUUGAAGGAGAAGGAACGCAAGGAGAUCGUUGAAAUCCUCUGCAGCGGCCUCGCUCGCCAAGAGUACCGCGGGUACGACUCCUGUGGUAUUGGUAUCGAUGGCGACAAGAAAGACGAGGUCUUUUUCUUCAAGGACGUUGGCAAGGUCGCCGGCCUCCGGAAAACCAUCGCUGAAUCGAAGGCGGACUUCUCGAAGACGUUCGCCUCUCAGGUCUCCAUCGCUCACACCCGCUGGGCUACCCAUGGCCCGCCUUCCCACAUCAACUGCCAUCCUAUCCGCUCCGACCCCACUAACGAGUUCAUCGUCGUCCACAACGGUAUCGUCACCAACUCAAACGCCCUCCGCCAGGUGCUCCAGAAGCGCGGCUAUAAGUUCGAGUCCGAGACCGACACUGAGGCCGUCGCGAUCCUCGCCAAGUAUAUCUACGACUCGCAGCCCGAGAAGCGCAUGUCCUUCACGUCGCUCGUCAAGGCCGUGUUGAAGGAGCUCGAGGGCUCGUUCGCGUUCGUCUUCAAGUCCAUCCACUAUCCGAACGAGGUCGUUACCGCUCGCCGUGGCUCUCCUCUUCUGAUCGGUGUCAAGACCGACAAGAAGCUCAAGGUCGACUUCGUUGAUGUCGAACUCUCUGGUGCGGAUGCUGAGAGGCAGACGAUUGAUUCUCUUGCUCCCAAGGAUCCCGCUUCUCUCCUUGCUCCUCCUACGCAGCCCAAAAUGUCGCGCCGCCAGUCCCGCAACUUCAUGUCCGAGGAUGGCCUACCCCAGCCCAUCGAGUUCUUCAUCGCCUCUGAUGCUGCUGCCAUCGUCGAGCACACCAAGCGCGUUCUCUACCUCGAGGAUGACGACAUUGCUCACAUUGCCGAGGGCCAGCUCCACAUCCACCGCCUCCGUCGCGACGACAACGACAAGCCCGAUCUCCCCUCCACCCGUAACAUUGAGACGCUCGAGAUCGAGAUCGCCGCCAUCAUGAAGGGCAAGUUUGACCAUUUCAUGCAGAAGGAGAUCUUCGAGCAGCCCGAGUCCGUCGUCAACACGAUGCGUGGUCGUGUCAACUUCGAGGGCCACAAGGUCACCCUUGGUGGUCUCCGCGCCUACCUCCCCUUCAUCCGUCGCUGCCGCCGUAUUGUAUUCUGCGCGUGCGGUACCUCCUACCACUCUGCUCUCGCUACCCGUGCUAUCUUCGAGGAGCUCACCGAGAUCCCCGUCGUCAUUGAGCUUGCUUCCGACUUCCUUGACCGUAAGACCCCCAUCUUCCGUGACGAUGUCUGCGUUUUCGUCAGCCAGAGUGGCGAGACCGCCGACACCAUCUUGGCACUCCGCUACUGCCUCGAGCGUGGCGCCCUUUGCGUUGGUGUCGUUAACUCCGUCGGCUCGACACUCUCUCGCGAGACCCACUGUGGUAUCCACAUCAACGCAGGCCCUGAGAUCGGUGUUGCCUCUACGAAGGCGUACACAUCCCAGUACAUCGCUCUAAUGUUGAUGGCUCUGCAGCUGUCUGAGGACCGUAUCUCGUUGUCUGAACGUCGCAACAGCAUCAUCCAGGGCCUGUAUGAGCUGCCCAACCAGAUCAAGGCUGUCCUCGACGUCGACAAGAGCCUCCGUGAGCUUGCUGGUAGUGUCCUCGCCAACCAACGCAGUCUGCUGCUCAUGGGUAGAGGUUACCAGCAUGCUACCUGUCUUGAGGGCGCCCUCAAGAUCAAGGAAAUCAGCUACAUGCACUCUGAGGGUAUCCUUGCCGGCGAGCUGAAGCAUGGUCCUCUCGCGCUCAUCGACGAGAACAUGCCCGUUAUCAUCAUCAUGACGCAGGACUCGCUGUACCCUAAGGUGCAGUCUGCAUUCGCGCAGAUCACAGCCCGCAAGGCGCACCCGAUCGUCAUCUGCAACGAGGGCGACACCGACGUCAAUGCCGAAUACUUUAUCCGCGUGCCCAAGACUGUCGACUGCUUACAGGGCCUGCUUAACAUCAUCCCUCUGCAGCUGCUGUCGUACCACCUUGCGGUCAAGAAUGGUUUCGACGUUGACUUCCCUCGUAACUUGGCCAAGUCUGUCACGACUGAGUAA
Coniophora puteana RWD-64-598 SS2 is the source of this 2088-nucleotide messenger RNA. RefSeq names its product L-glutamine D-fructose 6-phosphate amidotransferase. Bases 1 to 2088 code for a protein of 695 amino acids. The record is from RefSeq and is a predicted model, not a curated record. NCBI's taxonomy places the organism in Eukaryota, Fungi, Basidiomycota, Agaricomycetes, Boletales, Coniophoraceae. Gene Ontology annotation, biological process: fructose 6-phosphate metabolic process; UDP-N-acetylglucosamine metabolic process; protein N-linked glycosylation. The transcript has 6 exons. Gene Ontology annotation, molecular function: L-glutamine:D-fructose-6-phosphate transaminase (isomerizing) activity; carbohydrate derivative binding.